Molecule: messenger RNA, 2685 nt
Organism: Trichoderma atroviride IMI 206040
Lineage: Eukaryota; Fungi; Ascomycota; Sordariomycetes; Hypocreales; Hypocreaceae
Source: RefSeq, a predicted model, not a curated record
AUGGAUACAAAUAUUCAGCGGGCGCUGAAUGACAAGCUAUAUGAUAAGCGUAAAGUUGGGGCACUCGAACUUGAGAAGAUAAUACGAGACCUUGUUGCUUCCGGAUCGUUCGAGCGCAUUAAAGAUAUCCUUGACCAAUUGUGUAAUGAAUAUGCUUAUGCGGUUCAUCAACCACAUGCUCGAAACGGAGGCUUGAUUGGCCUGGCCGCAGCAGCGAUCGCGCUUGGCACGGCACUUCCUGACUAUCUUGUAAACAUUGUUCCUCCUGUACUUGCCUGCUUCACUGAUCAGGAUGCGAGAGUCCGAUACUAUGCAUGCGAGGCGAUGUACAAUAUAGCCAAGGUAGCUAAGGGCGAGAUAUUGACUUAUUUUAACAGUAUAUUCGAUCAGCUAUGUAAACUUGGAGCGGAUUCAGAAUUGUCUGUCAAAAACGGAGCCGAGUUACUGGAUCGGCUUAUAAAGGAUAUUGUAUCCGAGUCUGCUGCGUCCUACAUUUCAGUCUUGGAAACUUCUUCGAGCGUCGGAGAUAAUACAGCUACGGAUGAGCAUCAGCAAAACUUACCGACGGCUUUUUCAUUACAGCGCUUUAUCCCACUACUCAAAGAACGAAUUCACGUCAUCAACCCUUUCACUCGACAGUUUCUCGUUGGCUGGAUUACACUUCUAGACUCAAUCCCAGAUCUAGAGUUGGUAACUUAUCUCCCGGAAUUUCUUGGCGGGAUCCUCAAAUUCCUGAGCGAUCAAAAUGUCGAUGUUCGUGUGGCUACACAAACUUGCCUUGACAAGUUUCUCAACGAAAUUAAGAGAAUCUCCCAAGUCAAAAGAGGACUGGUUGAGAACAAGAGAUUCAAAGAAGGCGGUAAAAGAAAGCGUCAGGAAUCUAUGGAUAGCGCGGGCGGUCGCCCUCAACUGGAUGAAGGAGAUGAGCUGGACUCUGAUGCUCUAAAUGACGAUGAUGAGGACAGCCUGGAAGAGGACUGGAUCCCUGGCCAGGAUGUGGAAAUCAACUACAAAGAAAUUCUGGAUAUUCUUACAGCUACUCUUGAUUCUCCCUUGGAGGAGGACUGCCUACUCGAAUCGCUCAGAUGGAUUGUUGAGUUUCUCGAUAUCUGCCCUGAAGAAGUGCUGCCUUUCACACCCAAGAUCUUGGCUCAUAUGCUCCCAGCAAUGGCCAGUACCAAGGAGACUAUUCGCCUUGCGGCGACUAGAGUCAACACUUGUCUCAUGGACUAUGUUGUAUCUUUGUCAGAUGAAUCCGAUGUCAAUGCAACGCAGGCAGCAGCUUCGAACGUUCGGCUAUCUUUGUCACAAGAAAAGCAGGAUAGCAGCAGCGUCGGUCGAACAUCGCUAUCGAAUUCCAGGGAUAUUGAAAUCCGUAGCUCAACGCCGGGAAGUGGCCGGGUGUCUUCCACUGCAGUCGCCACGUCUGAUGCAAACCAAAUCCAAACCAACCUCGACUAUACCGCUGCUGUUAAUUCGCUUACCUUGCUUUUCUUGAACGACCACGAAGCUACACGUGUAGCUGCCCUAACUUGGCUCAUCAUGCUGCACAGAAAGGCCCCGCGCAAGGUAUUGGCCUUCAACGACGGCACCUUCCCAGCACUUCUGAAGACCCUCUCAGACCCUUCAGAUGCUGUUGUCACUAGAGAUUUACAAUUGCUGUCUCAAAUUUCUCGCAAUAGUGAAGACGAUUACUUCGCUAGCUUCAUGGUUAACUUACUGCAGCUAUUUUCCACAGACCGUAAAUUAUUGGAAACUCGGGGGAAUCUUAUCAUUCGGCAGCUCUGCAUCAGCCUCAGCCCAGAGCGCAUAUACCGAACGCUAGCCGAUUGCAUCGAAAAGGAAGAAGAUGUUGAAUUUGCUAGCAUAAUGGUGCAGAAUCUCAAUAACAACUUGAUCACUGCACCUCAAUUAGCAGAAGUCCGCAAGCGGCUGAGAAACUUAGAAACAAAGGAUGGUCAGACUUUAUUUGUGGCUCUAUUCCGGUCAUGGUGCUACAACGCAGUUGCAACAUUCUCUCUGUGCCUCCUUUCCCAGGCUUAUGAGCAGGCAUACAAUCUGUUACAAAUAUUUGGAGAAUUAGACAUGACAGUCAACAUGCUGAUCCAAGUCGACAAGCUUGUUCAGCUCAUUGAAUCGCCCAAAAAAAUAGAUCUGCGUCUGCAACUACUAGAGCCUGAGAAAUACCCGUUCCUCUACAAAUGCAUGUAUGGGAUUCUCAUGCUUUUGCCGCAGUCAUCUGCGUUUGCUGCAUUGAAAAAUCGACUCAACAGUGUCAGCUCAAUAGGGUACCUGCAAAUUGCCCCACGAAGUGUAGCAGGUGCUCCGACGUCGUCAAACUAUGACCGACCAAACAGACUGAAGGGGCGAGAAGAAGGAGCAAUACGAUGGGUUGAACUUCUGGAAAAAUUUCGCAGCGUUCAAGAGAGGGCAAGAAGAAGUCAACGACAUAGUGUUGACAUUGAAGACACGUUCUCGGUUGGGGUCAGCGAAUUCCGCAUAGGAGAAGCAUCACCGGAGGGUAAAAACAGAGACAACACUCGAGCAGGGCCUUCUGGGCCGCCUGUGCCAACGAAAGACCAGGCUCCGGUAAUAUCCCCUCCACCUGUCAAAAAAUCAGGACUUGGAAGGCAAUUUGGGAGAUUAGGGGGCGCCGUGUCAGGCAAGUCCCGUCGAAACCAGUAG